CCUGUAUACACUUUGUUUAUAAUCAUCUUCUAAAAUGCAUGCAUAAGAGUUGAUGAAAAUUCAUCAUUCAUACCGGCGCACGGACCGUGUCCAGGUUUUUAGGGGGAACAAAUAUUUUAUUACGGCCGUGCAUUCUCAUUACAUGCGGUCAAUUCCUGAGGAUAUUCAUGGGUUCUUCAAAUCAUGAUGUACCAGCUUGGACUUAGCCUAGACCCGAGCAGCACUGCAAGUUGGAAAUAUUCCGGAAAGUACAAACAGAGACAGCGCUGGAGAGUUAGUCAAUUACUGGUUUUACCCGCGAUUGCAUCCAAUUGGUAUCGUAUCUGUUUGUUCUGGUGAAGAGAAUCGACGUGUUAUCAUGAAGUGGCCAGCGAUUACUUGUUUGUUGGUCAUCAGUGUCACCGUGGCAAAUGGCUACUGGGGUAGUCACUCCAGCGACGACCCCACCUAUUCUCACUUGGGUUUUUACAUCUAUGAUUUGAAGUGCAAUGAUGCCGGAACGUACUGCCAGAAGUGCUACAUAGCGCAUUCCGAAUGGAACGUCGCACACAUGCACGUGCAUGAGGUCACAGAAGACCCGGCUCAGUACAAAUUCCGGGUGAUCGAAGGCAACCAGGAUUGGGAGAUAUCUAUCAUCCAAGCGGACCUAGCUGAACCUCAUCGUAUCUGCGCUGCUUGGAGUAACUACACGAUGGACGCACAGCUUGCUAGGAUCAACGUGUGCGUGGACAACACCUUCGAGGGGGUGGAAGUGCCGCCUGAAUGCCCUAGACCCGUCAUCGUGCUCAGCUUGGAUUACCACGUGGCCGAUAAGACGAUCCGUGGCCAACAGAGUCUGCUCUGUGCGACUGCGUAGAAUUGCGUUCAGUCCAGAAAUUGAAGUUGGGCCAAUUCCAUGGACCUUUUCAGUCCUGGAAUUUGCUAAGCAGAGAAAAUAAUUGCUCAGCCAAAACAGGUUACCGGGCAAAAUGUCAUGUACUGUCUAUUGCGUUGGACUGGUACUCUGCUGGUCCUUGCUUAGCAUCUAAAUUUGCUUAACAAUAUUUCCUGGUAAUUAUAAGCACUGCUGUGUGAUUGAGCCCUGCUAAAAUAGAGGAAUCAUAUUUGCAUAGAAAAAAAUUAAACACGUGCCCUUAAUGCGUGUUCAAUGAAACUAAAAGCCCAUUUCUCAACCCAGACUCUUGGGGGCGGCAGACUUUUUUCAAGAAUGGCUGAAUGCUGCCUCCAAGAGUCGGAAACGCCACGAGUGCAACGCACUUUCCUUUUAUGAGAAUUAUCCGUUUUCUAAUCCCAUUUAGAAAUCAAUCACACGGUUCAUUUUACUAUUAGAGAAAUGAGAAAUUAUUAAAGGUAUGAUUCAUAUUUCAUAAGGAGUAAAACAAUAUUGGAAUGCCAAACCGUUUUAUUCAAAUUUA
Patiria miniata (bat star) is the source of this 1415-nucleotide messenger RNA. RefSeq lists its product as uncharacterized. Bases 359 to 856 code for a protein of 165 amino acids. The record is from RefSeq and is a predicted model, not a curated record. The transcript has 4 exons. Lineage: Eukaryota; Metazoa; Echinodermata; Asteroidea; Valvatida; Asterinidae.